Soboliphyme baturini is the source of this 1351-nucleotide messenger RNA. NCBI's taxonomy places the organism in Eukaryota, Metazoa, Nematoda, Enoplea, Dioctophymatida, Soboliphymatidae. The record is from the annotation of a GenBank genome assembly.
UUCUCGUGGCAUUAUUUAAUUACUCUGCAUGUAAUAAAGACGCUCAGUUUUGUUUGCAUUGAUACAAGCUCAAAAUAAGUGCCAUAAUAUUUUAUAGACAUUGGAUUUUUCCGGCAACCACUUGGAGGAAAUACCCGCCAACGCCUUUGAAGGGGCAGUCAGUUUGACGGAGCUGAUUCUUUCCGCAAACGAGAUUCGAUCCAUUGACCAGGACGCAUUCAAGGGACUGCCGAUGCUGCGGAAGAUAUUCAUCGAUCGCAACCAGCUGGCCAUUGUCCACUACGCACCGUUCGUCCAUUUGCUUCAGCUGAAAGUUUUGAACCUAAUGCACAACGUCUGGCGAUGUGAUUGCGAAUUGCGUCCGUUCAUCGCAUGGCAGAUGGGAAAGUACCUGACAGAACCUCCCACCUGCGAGUCGCCUCCUCGGGUCGGAGGAAAACGGUGGGAUCAGCUGAAGCUGGACGAGUUCGCCUGCGCGCCGAAUGCUAGCCCCUGGUCUGAAAGACGACAGUUUUUGAGGAAUCAGCGAAACGUGACUCUCAUGUGCGUUGUUAAGGGAGACCCCGAACCUCAGGUGGAGUGGAAGUUUUACAACUACGAUAACGAAACAACCAUCGUUCGAGCAGUGAAUCCCAAGUACAUUAUUCGUAAUAGCUUGCACCCAAAGGAACGGCUUACGUGGACCCAUUCUUUGACCAUUAUUGAGCCUCAUUCUGCAGACGCCGGAAUUUACCACUGCAUCGCCUCUAAUCCUGCCGGAACGGUGUACGUGGUGUUCCAGUUGGAAAGCGGUCGUGAGCUUACGGAUGGUUCUUCUACAGAUUCUCCUCUAGCAGCCACGGAAUCACAAAAACUCACUAGUCAUAAGGACUUAAUAUUUAUUGCCGCGAUUUUGGCUUCUGCAACGUUGCUCAUACUUCUUCUGUUCGUAAUCUUGUUCUGCUAUCGAAAAAGUCGCGGUCGAACUCUUGCAACUCCAGCAAAAUCCGCCAAUGGCACUGGUUACUUGGCGGUCAGCGAUGGCGAGCCCCUGACCUUGGAAGUGAACAGCAAGGUAAUGAGGGAUGCUUUCAUCGAUAUUCAGCCAAGCGUGGUUCUUCCUGUGAAGGACAGACGGAAUAACGGCGGUUUCGGUUCUGCGACGAUGGAUGACGACGGUUUCGGCGACGUUAAACGCCAAAGUCCGAUUUUCACCUCCAUAAAUGAGUCCAACCGCCAUUUUUGCAACUUGCGGGAAACUUCGCCGGAAACCACCCAGAUGGCGCCGUUGUUCUUGUGUAGCAGGGCAGCUCCUCUGGCAGACGAAGAGUGGGAGGAAACAAAAAUGCCGCUAAGAGAAACUGCUUUGUGA